Molecule: messenger RNA, 876 nt
Organism: Musa acuminata AAA Group (dessert banana)
Lineage: Eukaryota; Viridiplantae; Streptophyta; Magnoliopsida; Zingiberales; Musaceae
Product: syntaxin-132-like
Exons: 12
Coding region: 73-876 (267 amino acids)
Biological process (GO): exocytosis; intracellular protein transport; vesicle fusion
Cellular component (GO): SNARE complex; endomembrane system; plasma membrane
Molecular function (GO): SNAP receptor activity; SNARE binding
Source: RefSeq, a predicted model, not a curated record
ACAAGUCAAUCUCUGAAGGUGAGGGAUGUCGAAUUAGGAAGUCUGCAUUCGGAUAAUACAUCAGACUAUGGAAUGGAAGAUUUUUUUAAGCAGGUCACUGGAAUUGAGAAGAUGAUGGAAAAAAUAUCCAAUCACCUUAAGAAGCUUCAGGAAGCAAAUGAAAAUUCCAAGUCUGCUACUAAAGCCUCUUCGAUGAAAACAAUUAGACAGCAAAUGGAGAAGGAUGUCGAUGAAGUUGGAAAAAUUGCUCACAUGAUCAAAACCAAACUACAGGAAAUUGACAGAGAUAAUUUAGCCAACAGAAAUAAGCCUGGCUGUGAGAAGGGAACAGGAGUCGAUCGAUCCAGGAUGGCUCUGACUGCUGCUCUAAAGAAGAAAUUGAAGGACAGAAUGAAUGAUUUCCAGAAUCUCAGGAAAAGUAUCCAAGAUGACAACAGAGAGGUGGUUGAAAGAGCGGUGUUUACAGUCACUGGAACAUUACCAACUGAUGAGAUGAUCGAUCGCCUGAUUGCGAAUGGAAACAAUGAGCAAAUCUUCCAAAAGGCAAUUCAAGAAAUGGGUAGAGGGCAAAUAAUUGACAUCAUAGAGGAAAUCCAAGAGAGGAAUGAUGCUGUGAAGGAGAUUGAGAGAAAGCUACUUGAUUUGCAUCAGGUUUUCAUGGAUAUGGCUGUAUUGGUUGAGGCACAAGAAGAGAUCCUGGAUAACAUUGAAUCUCAGGUAGCCACUGCCAUGAACCAUGUGCAAUCUGGAAAUAAUGAAUUGCUAACUGCAAAGAGCCUCUCAAAAAGAUCAAGGAAAUGCAUGUUUAUCGCUAUAGUGAUCCUCUUGGCAAUUGCAGCAGUCAUUGUGCUCUCAAUCCUGAAACCAUGGAAGUGA